Phyllotreta striolata is the source of this 1354-nucleotide messenger RNA. Lineage: Eukaryota; Metazoa; Arthropoda; Insecta; Coleoptera; Chrysomelidae. The record is from the annotation of a GenBank genome assembly.
GGCCAGUCAUACUUGCGGUUAUUAAAAUUCACACGAAGGUCGCCAUUGUAAUAUAAAAAUUCGUAUUUAAUAAUACGAGUUUUUCUCCCCACCGUGUCUUCACGUGCGGUUUUCUCGGCUGCUCGCUCCUUCUUACGAAUAAAAGGCAUAUUUUAACACUUAUCUCAACUGGAAUUUGCGUUUGAUUAAUCAGUGUCGAACAGAAGAAACUUACAGUUACACGAUGACUCUUGUUUGGCAUACGAGAAUCUGUUUGGUUUUAAUAAUUGCAGUGUAUUUUACUUGUGUUACAUGUGAAAUAUCGAACGGACAAUGCGUUAAAGUAUACUACACAGACGACAACUUCUUCAGGAUCCAAUGCUUUCGUGUAGCUCCUACCCAAAACGUAUUGGCCCUAACGACAGAAGCGGGCGAUACCGUGGAGUUCUUCAACUCCACGAUAUCCUCGGAUUGUUUCACCGUCCAACAUCGCAGUGGCAACGACACGGCGUUCGUUUGCUCGGAGUAUUUGAGAGACCCGUGCGUUAAAAUGGGAGAGAAGCGGUUUUUCUGGAAGGAUUCCACCAGGGAUAGCGGCAGGAUACCGUGCGUGGUGCCCGUCUUGCCCGUCUCCUACGGGGGAAUCAAGGCGGGGAAUUUGUCGCUCAUUAUAAACGAUGUGGUGUUGACGUCUUUUCACAUAGUGGACGUGCCGGAUCGGUAUCCUCAAAGGGAGUGAAUCGAGAUUUUGUUUCUACUAAUUUUAAAUAGUUUUAUUAAUUAUUGUUAUGGGCGCACCGAAAGAAGGGGAGAGCGAGAAGGCAAUUUUUGAAAUUAUUAAAGGGGGGUUGGAGUUGCGUGUCCUUAGGGUAAGAUGAGAGCGAGUUGGUGCUUAAAGGCCGCGGCAUCCAUUUACUGAUUGGAAUUAGAGGAAUUGGGUGAAUUCGCAGCGACAGAAUCAGCUGGGUUUAAUUUUGCGUACGUAAGAUGUUGCGAAACUCGAACGGCCAAUUUUUGAAUUUUCCUCGGAUUCUACAUUAUAAAUAUCCGGUAGAUUAUAGUUAGUAUAAUAUAAAUCCAAUUUGCAGCAGCGGAAUAAUUUAUUAAUCUAUACAUGUAGCAGUAAGCGAGUUGCUUUGUGUGCUCGAUUAAUUUCCCUAAAAAUACCAAUUUAUCAUCAGAAAUUUUACGAUAACCAAUUUUAUAUAAAUAUUUAUCGAAUUGUUAUAAAUUGCCUGUACGUUUACCAUCGCUCAAUUUGCAUUUACAUUUAAUUUUAAUUGCAAUAAAAUUGAAUAUCCUACUUCAUUUCCAAUUAAUAUUUACGCAAAAGCCUAUACAUGAAUUUUUCGAACAAUUAAAAAGUUAAAAACUC